Molecule: messenger RNA, 2563 nt
Organism: Acipenser ruthenus (sterlet)
Lineage: Eukaryota; Metazoa; Chordata; Actinopteri; Acipenseriformes; Acipenseridae
Product: NAD(P)(+)--arginine ADP-ribosyltransferase 2-like
Exons: 5
Coding region: 183-1103 (306 amino acids)
Molecular function (GO): NAD+ poly-ADP-ribosyltransferase activity; NAD+-protein-arginine ADP-ribosyltransferase activity
Source: RefSeq, a predicted model, not a curated record
ACACAGCGCUGCUAUUGGCUCUCUCCUAUUAACGAUUAGUGUAUAAAAAGAGGAGUCAAAAAGUGAAGAUUCACUCCGGCUCUUCUGGACUUGAGAUUCUGCACACGUUUCGUUCUCAUCCCUGAUUCCCACAAACAGGUCUGUGAAGUUCCUAUCCGGCUGGUGAAGAAGGAACAGCGGAGAUGAAUCCCGCAGCGCUCUCGAUUCUUCUUCUGUCUGCCGCGGCAUUGCUGGAGCUUCCACAGAUACAGUGUGACUCCGCUAUACUAAUGGACCUCGCUGAAGAGUCUCUCGAUGAUCAGUACAUCGGCUGUAGAAAUGAGAUGUUAAAAACAGUUCAGGAAACGCAUCUUCCGUCCGAAUUAAACAGAAACACGGAAUUUCAAACCGUAUGGAAAAGGGCUGAAAACGAAAUUGGACAUAUAACCCAUUCGAAACUGAGUUCCGAGCAAGCCACAGCCAUCUAUGUGUACACCAUAAACGCUGUUUACAAAAAGUUCAACCGCGCAGUGAGAACAGGAGGAAUGAAUUAUACUGAAUUCCCGUUCAAGGCGUGGCAUUUUCAUUUGACAGACGCCCUGAAGACACUGAAAUCCAUGAAGCCGAAAUGCUAUGAAGUGUUCAGAGGAGUGAAAAACGCCACGCAGGUUAUAGGGAACAUUGUACGAUUCGGACAGUUCACUUCAACCUCUGUAAACAAAACCGUAGCGGAGCGUUUUGGAACAGGAACGCUGUUCACAAUACGAACCUGCCUCGGAGUGUCCAUUAAAAAAUAUUCAGCGUACUCGAAUGAAAAGGAGGUCCUCAUCCCACCUUUUGAGAAAUUUAAAGUGAUGGAAGUCAAUGGGAAAGAAAUCCGACUGGAACAUAUUGAAGACCACACAAGUUAUUUCAACUGUCUGGGAGGGUAUGCUGAUAAACCCCAGAUGAGUCCCGCUGUGAUCGCUGGGAUAGUGAUCGCUGUGGUCCUGGCAGUCCUAUCGAUCACAGUGUAUCUGAAGAGAACGCGCUGUGCUUCAAUGGAAGCAGGACCGGAUGCAGCGUCACCAGCCCCUUCCGAAACCGUCGCACUGAACGAGAGGACCGCGGCUCGGACAGCCUGAGACACCAGCACGAAUAAAACCGACAGCGAGGCGACCCCGUGAAAACAACACGCCCGCAGACCGGCACUGUCCCGGAGAGGAGAGGCGCGCCUUCACCCGGGACUGUAUAAAGAACGACAGGACAGUCAAUCCCGUGGUGCAGCGCGGUGCUCCCUUACAGGCGACAUUUCUGGAGCCCACUCAGCACUGAAUACAUUGCGGGGAUGCUGUGCUGCAGCGCCAGGAUAUAUCAGUAUUUUUUUAAUAACAGGUACAACAUGUCGUUAAUGUAAAGUGACUGGCUGUUAUUUAUGUGAAUUAGUGUUUGAUUAUGUCAAGCGUUUUGCCAGGGCUGUCUGUGUGUCUGUCUCUCUGCAUGUGUCUCAGUGUGUGUCUGAGUAUGUGUGUGUGAGUGUGUGUGUCUCUGUGUGUGUGUGUCUGUCUUUGUGUGUGUGUGUGUGCCUCUGUGUGUGUGUCUGUCUCUGUGUGUGCCUCAGUGUGUGUGUAUCUGUCUGUGUGUGUGUGUGUGUCUGUCUGUGUGUGUGUGUGUGUGUCUGUCUGUGUGUGUGUGUCUGUCUCUGUGUGUGUGUGUCUGUCUCUGUGUGUGUGUAUCUGUCUCUGUCUGUGUGUGUGUGCCUCUGUGUGUGUGUCUGUCUCUGUGUGUGUGUGUCUGUCUCUGUCUGUGUGUGUGUGCCUCUGUGUGUGUGUGCGUGUGCGUGUGCCUCUGUGUGUGUGUCUGUCUCUGUGUGUGUGUGCCUCUGUGUGUGUGUGUGCCUCAGUGUGUGUGUGUAUCUGUCUCUGUGUGUGUGUGCCUCUGUGUGUGUGUGUCUGCCUCUGUGUGUGUGUGUGCCUCAGUGUGUGUGUAUCUGUCUCUGUCUGUGUGUGUGUGUGUGUGCCUCUGUGUGUGUGUCUGUCUCUGUGUGUGUGUGUCUGUCUCUGUGUGUGUGUGUCUGUCUCUGUGCGUGCGUGCGUGCGUGUGUGUGUGUGUGUGUGUGCGUGUGCCUUCUGUUUCACAGCCUCACACAGAGUGUAUAACUGCAGGUUCAAAGACCUUCCUCAUGUUGGCCGAUGCUAACACACACACACACACACUGAGACACACACACACACACUGAGACACACACACACACACUGACACACACACACACACACUGAGACACACACACUCUGACACACACACACACACACACACACACACACACACACGGUUUUGCUGUUGUGCAUUUUUAGAAACACAUUUUGGUUCAUUUUUUUUUUUUUUUUUAAUUACUAAAUCAUAUUUUCAGUUGUGCAUGAAUAAAAAAAAUACGAUUUCUAUACGAUUGUUUUGUCCUGACAUUAAACGUUUCUCAGAUUAGUCCUUUAAAGUCAUGCUGACAUCAUGAGAAAGUUUCCAAACGAGAGGAGGCCCCAUUCAGCCCAUCUUGCUCGUUUGGUUGUUAGUAGUUUAUUGAUCCCAGAAUCUCAUCAAGCAGCUUCUU